AAUAAAUAAAUAAAAAUGGGGAGAAGACUGUGAGGAGGAAAAGCAGCCAUGGCUGAUGGACGCAGACCAGCUGAACGUUGCCUCUCUGCAGCCAUGUGAUGCGCCUCCUCCUCAUGCUGACCUCCUCCAGCCGCCCUGUUCCAACCAUGACAGGAUGUGAAAGGUGUCCGACCCCCGUGCGCUCAUACUGGCGCUGCCAUCGUGCCGCGUGAGCGCCCCCCUCUCUUCCGGCAGUUACUGCACGGAAUGGCCUCUCUGGACCUGCCAUACCGCUGUCCUCGCUGCGGGGAGCACAAGCGCUUCCGAAGCCUGUCGUCCCUACGCGCCCACCUGGAAUACAACCACACGUAYGAGACCCUCUACGUCCUGUCCAAAUCUAACAGUGUGUGUGACGCCGCUGCUCUGCUGCCCCUAGUGGCUGAGGGGGCCCUCCUCACGCCCGCCAACAACAACGACCCGUUCGAGCCGCUCCGGCCCUCGGCUUUAAACGAGCGACGCUUUCCCUGCAGGGAGCUUCCUUGUGCGGACGACCUGAGCGUGACCCCGGCUAACUCCAACUCUGCAGCCAGGUAYAUUCCAAAUGUGGAGUUCCCACUGGGGGAGCUUUUCAUGAAAAAAGCAAUGACAUCYRCCGAUCCGGGCCCCCAUGGAAACCCCAGCACAGCUGUAGCUGUGGCAGCGAAUGUGGCAGCCAGUGCUGUAGAGGCUGCCUACGAGGAGGGCCUGGCCAGGCUGAAGGCGCGGGCGUUUGAACGGCUGGAGCUGGAUGAGAGGCUGGAGAAGCUGUCAGAGGAGGUGGAGCAGAAAAUAGCGGCCCGUGUAGGCCGUCUCCAGGCGGAGCUGGAGAGGAAGAGCUCUGAGCUGGAGCGGGCCAAGCAGGAGAGCGAGCGGCUGAGCCAGGAGAAACAGGACCUGGAGGACAAGGCCUCGGAGCUGUCUCGGCAGGUGGACGUCUCUGUGGAGAUGCUAGCUAACCUCAAGCAGGACCUGGUGAACAAGGAGGCGGAGCUGAACCACAAACAACAGGAGGUUGCCCAGAUCGACCACUUCCUUCAGGAGACGGCGGCACGUGAAGCUAAUGCUAAGGUGCGUCUGCAGCAGUUCAUCGAGGAGCUUCUGGACCGCGCCGACCGCGCUGAGAAACAGCUGCAGAUCAUCAGCAGCUGUGGCACCACGCCAAACGGCAGCCUGGGACGCUGCAGUCUUCAGGCAUCAAAAGGAACCGGACGUCAGCAGAGAAACUCCAGCAUCUCUGGGAGCACGAGAGGGAUGUACCAAGUGUCAGAGAGACGUUCCUCCCCCAGCACAGGAGCCUCAGGAAGGAUGAAAUCUGCCUCGCAGGGUUCUGGUGGUUACGACAGCGACAGUGUGGAGAUGCAUCCCAUGGAGGAGUGUCCCGAGGCGCAGUACUAUCACAUGCAGUGCCGGCUGGGCGAGGGGGGUUACGAGCGGUCCCCGGGGUGCGGGUCGAGAAACUGGGGGCUUCGUAAGCAGGCCAUACAGAACUGGCAGCGKCGGCCCUACAGGAACAGCACGGAGGGCGAGGAAGGAGAUGUGUCGGACGUGGGCUCCCGGACCACAGAGUCUGAGGUGGAGAUGUGGGAGCAGGAGAGGAGAGCCGUGGCUGAGGUCCAGCAGUCAGCACCACCCUACCCUCACCACGGCAGAGGAGCGUACCGCCCUAACGCAGGUCGGUCUGAAGCGGUCUACAGCAAGCCAUGCCGCCACGAAAAGAGCCCUUCGAAAUCCAACGAGGUGAUCAGUCCAGAGAUCCUGAAGAUGCGCGCGGCCCUCUUCUGCAUCUUCACCUACSUGGACACGAAAACCCUGCUUCGAGCCGCCGAGGUGUGCCGCAACUGGAGGUUUGUGGCCCGUCACCCAGCCGUGUGGACCAGGGUGCUGCUAGAAAACGCUCGCAUUUCUUCCAAGUUCCUGAGCACGUUGUCUCAGUGGUGCACUCAAACACACUCACUCAUCCUGCAAAACCUUAAACCAAGACAGCGGGGCAAGAAGGAAGCCAAGGAGGACUACCUUAAAAGCACACGUGGCUGUCUGGAAGAAGGUUUGGAGGCGUUGUUAAARGCCACAGGAAGUAGCCUGCUGAUACUGAAGAUUUCACACUGUCCCAACCUGCUGACCGAUCGCUCCCUGUGGCUGGCCAGCUGCUACUGCCGGGCCCUCCAGGCCGUAACCUACAGGAGUGCUACAGACCCGGUUGGCCAGGAGGUGAUCUGGGCCCUCGGGGCAGGAUGUAGAGACAUUAUUUCUCUGCAGGUGGCACCCUUACAUCCAUGUCAACAACCUGCCCGCUUCAGUAACCGCUGCUUGCAGACGAUUGGAAGGUGCUGGCCUCACCUCCGUGCUCUYGGUGUGGGUGGAGCAGGAUGUGGGAUUCAGGGACUGGCCUCACUGGCGAGGAACUGCAUGAGGCUGCAAGUGUUGGAGCUGGACCAUGUGAGUGAGAUCAACCAGGAGGUGGCAGCAGAGGUUUGCAGAGAAGGCCUGAAAGGUCUGGAGAUGUUGGUGCUUACCUCCACACCGGUCACCCCGAAAGCCCUGCUCCACUUCAACAGUGUUUGUCGCAGCCUCAAGUCUAUUGUGGUUCAGAUCGGUAUAGAAGACUACUUUGAGGACCCCAGUAGUCCAGAAGCUAGAAAACUGUUUGACGAGAUGGUUAACAAGCUGCAGGCUCUGAAAAAGAGACCUGGCUUCUCCAAAAUUCUCCACGUGAAAGCAGACAGCCUCUGCUAACAUCUUUCGUUCUUCUCCGAGACGCUGAGAGGUAGCCCAAGUCAGUCAGAAGGACGCAGCUAAAGUUUGAGCUGACGCCCGAGAAGGGGUUGAACGCAUCGGYUAACACAAACGACACAACAUCGUAAAUAAAUGUGGACAUUCUGGGAGAACAAAUGUGAAAAAUUAAAACAAAAAUUUGACAAAUAUUUCCCUAAAGGUCAGUGGGACCAUAAGACCAACAGAGGCAAUUUUUAAUCGAAAAGAAGAAUAUUUAAACUUUGCAAACUGAAGAGGCUCAUCAGCUUUGUUUCAAACCGUAAAAAAAGAGAAUGAGGUUAGUGACACUGGACCUGUUGACCAAGCUGCUUUUUUUACUGUCAGCAUUUAUAUGAUUGCUAAUUAAGGAACAAUUCACUGAAAAGAACAGGAACUUUCCACAGACGUACAUAAAACCCCAGAUUCUCAAGGAGCUUCGUGUCUGAGUGAGUGAUGGAGUGAGUAAAAAAUCCCAACUUGUCCUGCACUUAUAUACGGUUAAACUGGGUAAAAAAAAACCUUGUGAACACUUACUGCUUCCACCCAACGCUGAGUUCUGCUACACUGUGGAGUGAAAUAAACGCAGCUUCUCUGUGACACACAGAUCUCGUCUUCUUGACAGUUUGCAUGGAUGGGGCAGCAGCAACGCCUUUGAGAACCGUCCUCUGCUUCCUCCAACUGCGACCGUGUCCCUUACAAUCCGGUGAUUAAUUUGGAUCUUUGUUGUAUCUCUGGACCUCAAYGUGUCAGAGGACAGGAUGCAGUAUUCGAUGUUCCCUGUGCCAUUUGUUAUAAUGUCUGUCCUUAUUCGAGAGAGCAUUUUCUCUGAUGUGCCAUUAAUGCAAAGAGACAAGGACCAGCAAGGCAGACGUUUGGUCACUUCAGUGACAAAAAAAAAAGAAGAAUCACUUGAGUUUUAUUUAAAGGGAAAGCAGCUCUAAAUAAAAGUGUCGUGUUUCAUAUAGAACAAAGUUUCCAGGUGUGUACAGGUGUUGUAGUGUUUGUAUAUUGCCUGAAUUUUCAUACAGAACAGUGCCAUUCCAAUCAGCAGGGCUAUUUAUUUUUAAGUUACCCUCAUCAACCUUCUGGCUCCCCCUGCUGGUGACGCUGCUCCACAGCUGGCACCCCAUCAGCCUAAUGGCCCCCCUUUAACAGUGCAGGACAAGUAUUUGCAUUACAGUACAAGACUCAAACCCAGUCAUCAAAUCUAGAAACUGAUUUGGCUGCAGAUAUUUUUUUUUUUGUAAUUUUGCAGAAAUUCUAACAAAAUAUAAUUAGCAAUAUGCCCACUGUUGUGACACUUGGAAACGACUCGGCAUGUUGUGAGUUAUGCAGCACGGCUCAACUCGUGUUUGAGAGAAUAACGCUAUUGAUCCUGUUGGUUUUCUCAGCUCAGAGACCAUGAAAACGUGUGUUUACCGCUCAACGACUUUACCAAACACAUCACGGAGAAUCAGAGUCCCCCAUUUUAAUAAUGUUUAAAUUAUUACUACUAUUUUUAAUUUUAACACGUAUUUCAACUCCGUCAUGGACCAAAAAUAGUAAUUUAAAAAAAAAAAUUUAUAUUAUUCUGGUGCGCAAUUUUUUUUAAGUGUCUUUAUCAAGUCCCCUUAGAGUUGUGGUCAGAGGUUUACAUACAUUCAUCAUGGAUUAUGCAGCAUCCAAGUGCGGUGGUUUUUGAGUGCACAAGUUGGAAUUUAUUGUAGAUUUUCUUGCCUUUUUCACAUUAAAACACAUCCAAGGACCUUCAGUUGUGCAAAGGUUUCGAUGGUUUGUGUGUAUUUUGAUGCCUGAUUUAUUCUAUCAUAGAACGUGAACCAUUGAAAUAAAUCAUUGAAAUUAUGAUACCCUUCUUGUCCAUGGUGAGUGCAGGUGAACCUCUGUCUGCAGAUGUUUUUGUGAAAGAGCAAUAUUCCUUCAGCUUAUUUAUUUUUGCUGUGACUGAAAAGAAAAAUGCACACAUGCACAUCUAGGUAAAAAAAAAUCAACCACACGACUUAUUGUUGUUUCCUUCAUUUCAUGGCACAAAUAAAGCUUUUAUUUGUUUACAGAAUUUGGUGCAAAUAAGCAAAAUUACAGUUUCUUGAAAAGGCUUUAGGAUAGAAAAAACAAAUAAUGAGAUGUGUAACAGUGUUCUCUACAGAUGAUUGUCCGUUUUUAUAAUUUUAGUUUGUUUAUUUAUUUCACUCUGGUUUUGGUUUAACUGAAGGAAUAAAUUUAUGGGAAUGGARUGCAAUGUUGCUGACACUGUAGAGGAAAAAAACACAAAGCACUUGUUGAUUUUGAGUUUUCGACAAUCCCUGCGUUUCGUUAUCAGCUACUCUGUACAUAAUGUUUGUAGAAAAUGAAAACCAAUGAAGAGGAGAAAAAAAAGACCAACAUGUGAUGUUGAGAUAAUAUAUUAAUGUCUGAGUGGCCGAGCUGAAGUUUUAGAGAUCAUUCAGUAGGACUUCUCACCUCUGGGGCGUGGAAUGAAUGACAAACAUAGAGAAAUAUAUUAUGUAUAACAGUAGUGUUGACAUUGAAGUUGUGUACUUAGAUACUUUAUAUUAAAUGUGCAUCAGAUUCAUAUAGAGAUGGAGAUUAUUUAAGAAAAGGAUAAUUCAGCUAUUUAUUUCUUUAAAAAAAAAGAAAAAAAGAGCGCUGUGUAUAAUGUUGGCAUGUUUGUGUUCAUGCAUCAAACAUUGAGUUGCCUUCUUAACUGUUCUGCUAUUGUGGCAAGAAAAUUAUUAGAUGUUUAACGAGCUUUGAUUGCCUGCAGGUUAAUAAUACCUUUUUCAUUUGACCCYGUGUGUUGUUGCACUAUAGAGGAACAAAUAAUAAAAAAGAGAUGUUUAUUAUAAA
Messenger RNA from Austrofundulus limnaeus, 5613 nucleotides. It is a transcript of the gene fbxo41, whose product is annotated as F-box protein 41. NCBI's taxonomy places the organism in Eukaryota, Metazoa, Chordata, Actinopteri, Cyprinodontiformes, Rivulidae. The record is from RefSeq and is a predicted model, not a curated record. The transcript is spliced from 14 exons. Bases 247 to 2751 code for a protein of 834 amino acids. Gene Ontology annotation, molecular function: protein binding.